GCGUAAGUCAAGUGCACUUUCGAUAAUGAUUGCACUUCACGUGAUAUUAAUGUUUGUAUAAUAAGGGUAUGGACUUAUAAGAAGGAACACCAACAGUGAAGGUUUGAAAACAUGGGACAAGGCAGCAAAUUUCUGCUGCUAUUAUGGAAAAAUUAUCUUAUUCAAAAGAGAAAGAUCUUUACUACCAUUCUGGAAAUUGCCCUGCCCACAUUUUUUGGUCUGAUCCUGGUUUUGAUCCGACUAAGAGUUACCGGACAACAGGUGACCAAUGGGAUGAACUGGUCAGCCUGUUCUGACCUGUCCAGUAUGCCUUCCAGCUACUCCUACCCCAGAAAACUAGCCUUUACACCGGACACACCCCUCACUCAAUCUGUUAUGAGGAAAAUUAACAACAACAUGGCCUUUUUUAAUGAGAUCCAACCAUUUGAGACUGAAGAUGAAAUGGUCAAUUUCCUGAUUUUUGCCAACAAAACGGUGAACAACACUGCUCAUUAUUUAGGAGGAAUUGUAUUUGACAGCGAAUUCAAGGAAAACCAGUUUACAGAUCAGAUAUUAUACAAAAUCCGCCUAAGCUCUUUUCCCAGACACGGCCGGGGAACCAGCAACUUAAACCCAGCUAAACAAGACAAGGAGUGGUUCACUGAAUUCAUGUUUCCACUCUACCAGGUUAUUGGGCCCAGAGACAAUGGUUCCAUUUGUGGGUCAGUCCCAGGUUACUACAAGGAAGGAUUUCUAGCCCUACAAACCAACAUAAACAAAGCAAUAUACGAGACGGUGAUCGGUAAUGAUACGUCAGGACAACAGAGACUGUCGGAGUUUACCGGGGGUGACAACAUAAAGCUACGGCGACACCCCUACCCUCCCUACAAUGACGACAAAUUUGUCCUGGUGAUUCAGCAGCAGUUCCCCUUAAUCCUCAUCCUCAGCUUCGUCCUGGUGGCCCUCAAUGUUGUCAAAGAUGUGGUCCACGAAAAGGAAAGAAAACUUAAGGAGUCCAUGAAAAUGAUGGGUCUGAACAGUUGGUUACACUGGGCCGCCUGGUUUGCUAAGUAUUUCAUUUUUCUGUUGAUUACCUCAGCCAUUAUGACCAUUUUCUUAACAAUGAACACAGCAGAGGGGCGUGUCAUAGGAAAGACCAAUCCAAUCAUCAUCUUACUGUUCCUGAUUUGUUUCUCCAUGGCAACCAUUGCUUUCUGUUUUCUUGUCAGCUCUUUCUUUUCCAAAGCAAAUUCAGGCGCAGCUGCCGGGGGCAUCAUAUUUUUCCUGAGUUACAUCCCUUACUUAUUUAUACAGCAGAGGUACGCCACACUGUCCUGGGGGGCCAAGAUGGCCUCCUCCCUGGUGUCCAACAUCGCCAUGUCAUACGGAGGUCAGGUCAUUGGAAUGUUUGAAGGCACAGGCGCUGGUAUCCAAUGGUCCACUCUUGACCAAGGAGUUUCAGUGGACGAUGACUUUGCCAUGCUCCACAUUAUGAUCAUGCUUUUGGUAGACACUGUACUGUAUAUGAUGCUGACGGUAUAUAUAGAAGGGGUGUUUCCUGGGGAAUACGGUGCUCCACUCAAAUGGUACUUCCCAUUCACAAAAUCCUACUGGUGUGGAACCACAGCCUCGGAUGAUGUUCCAGACGACAAGAGAAUCAGCAUUGGUCAGAAUCCAGAUUUCUUUGAGGCUGAUCCAGUUGGAAUCCGUGCUGGAAUCCAGAUCCGAAAUCUCAGAAAGGUUUUUGGCAAAAAAGAGAACUGCAAGGUUGCUGUUGCCGGAAUGUCAUUGGAUUUGUAUGAGGGGCAGAUAACUGCGCUUCUAGGUCACAAUGGGGCAGGAAAGACGACCACUAUGUCAAUGUUAACAGGAUUCCUGCCCCCUACCAGUGGUACUGCAAUUGUGAAUGGUUAUGACAUCCGAGAGGACAUAACCAGCGUGAGGAGCAGUCUAGGACUCUGUCCUCAACACGAUGUCCUCUUUGACACGAUGACCGUUGAGGAACAUCUUGUCUUCUUUGCUAAGUUGAAGGGCUGUCCAUCCAACAAGGUUAAACAGGAAGUGGAGGACAUGUUGUCGGCCAUUAAUCUUACCAACAAGAGGAACGCUCAGAGUAAAACUCUGUCUGGUGGCAUGAAGCGCAAACUUUCUGUAGGGAUUGCACUGAUAGCUGGAUCUAAGAUUGUGAUUCUGGAUGAGCCUUCGUCCGGAUUAGAUCCGGAUGCCAGACGUCAGAUUUGGACGGUCCUCCAGAAGAACAGAGCGGGACGUACAAUGUUACUGACCACUCACUUUAUGGACGAGGCUGAUCUCCUCGGAGACAGGAUCGCUAUCAUGGCAGAUGGAAUUCUGAAAUGUUGUGGAAGCUCACUGUUUCUUAAGAACAAAUAUGGUGCUGGUUAUCACAUGAUCAUUGUCAAAGAGCCCCACUGUAACGUAGAACAGGUAUCAGCUCUAGUUAAGAAGUACGUACACAAUGCAGAACAAACCAGUAACAUUGGAGCAGAGCUAUCCUUCAGACUGCCCCACGAGAGUACAGGGAAUUUCCAGGCUUUGUUUGAUGAUCUAGAGACACAUAAACAGGAGUUUGGGAUUUCUAGUUAUGGGGCCUCAGUCACUACAAUGGAAGAAGUCUUUAUCAGAGUUGGAGAAGGUUCUCACAAUACCCUGGACAGUAAAACCCCCCACCAUGUACACGAGAACAUCAGUCUGGAUCUGACUGUCAAUGGAGGAGCACCUGAACUAAUUACAGAUAUCUCAGCUGAUUUUGAGCACAAUAAGGACACAAAGCUUCAGUUCCAGCAGUUCUAUGGAAUGUUUGUCAAAAGGGCCCUGCACACACUCAGAAACAAGCUUGUCUCAGCCACCCAGAUUCUUAUUCCUCUUUUCUACACAAUCAUGGCUCUCAUUGUCGUCAAAACAUUCCCAGGACCCCAUGAUUCUAAGGCCCUCACCUUAGCGGUGGAAAAGUAUGGAGAAAAUACUAUUGUUUAUGGUGACAAUGGAUUUGGAAACCAGUCUACGAUUGGCCAGUUCUAUGCCAAUCAAUUUCAAAGCAGUAAAGAUCAUGUGACUUAUGUCAACAGUGAAGAGGGAAAUGUAAAUAAUUCAGAUAUAAAUAAUUAUUUGUUCCAGAAAGGCAUCGACAGCCUUGGACUUUAUAAUCUGGAGUAUGCAGUCGGAGCAGACUUUAUCAAAGAUAGUAAUUCAGUUUCAGCCAUUGCCUACUUCAACAACCAGGGUUACCAUGCUCCAGCCAUUUCCCUAGCAACACUAGCAAAUGCACUCCUGCAGUAUGUAACAAACAACUCACAGUCUACCUUGACCACUGUAAACCAUCCCUUGCCCAGGACAGAGGAACAAAAAAUUCGAGAAGAGACCGAGGGGAGUACCACAGGGUUCACCAUUGCCUUUAAUUUUGUGUUCGGGAUGGCUUUCCUGUCCAGCAGUUUUGUUUUGUUCCUGAUCAAGGAGAGAGCCACCAAAGCCAAACACAUUCAGUUUGUCAGUGGUGUCCAGCCCUUCACGUUCUGGGUCUCCACCUUCUGCUGGGAUAUGAUCAACUACAUGAUCCCAUGCUGCAUACUGCUGUUUGUGCUCUGGGCUUUUGGAAUUGAGGCCUACUACAUUGAUGCUCAUGCUGCACACAUUCUGCUGCUGAUGUUCCUGCAUGGCUGGGCCAUGCUGCCUUUUAUGUACCUUCUGUCUUUCAUUUUUACAGUGCCAUCUAGUGGGUUUGUCUGGUUGACCAUGUUCAAUAUCUUGGCUGGUGAUGCCACAGUGUUAGCUGUAGGGAUCUUGGGGAUCCCCCAGCUUGGCCUCAAGGAUUUAUCUAACGUCCUGGAGUGGAUAUUUUUAGUUUUCCUACCAAACUUCUGUCUGGGACAAGGUUUAAUGGACUACUACUCUAACUGGGAAUUCCUGGAUAGCUGUCAGGAAUUCAAACUGCUCUGUCCUUAUCUUCCUAAUCCUUGCUGUGGACCAAUCAAUGGGCAGUGUGGAGAGCUAGGGUGUGUGUACUAUAACCGGGAUUACCUGGGAUGGGAGAAGAACGGAAUCGGCAGAAUGUUAGUUUUCUUGUCAAUACAGGGAGUGAUGUACUUCACCAUCCUGCUCUUUGUCGAAUCAAAUCUGUUCAAGACAAUCAUUUACUCCCUCAAGUCAAGCAAGGCUGAGGAUAGCUCGGACAUUUCAUAUUCUGAGACGACCCCUCUACUGGAAGGAGAACGAAGGUUUUUAGCACAUCAGCCAAGACAAGUUCGAAGAUCAAUGAUUCAGGAAGAUUCCGAUGUAGCAGAUGAAAGAGAGAGGCUGGCUAAGUCACAUUUACUGACCGAUUCCUUGAUUCUGAAGGAGGUGACUAAAUCCUAUGGAAGCCAUGUUGCUGUCAAUCAUAUCAGUGUAGGAAUACCACAAGGGGAGUGCUUCGGUCUGUUAGGAGUGAAUGGAGCUGGGAAAACUACUACAUUUAAGACUUUGACUGGAGAUGAGAUCAUGACAUCAGGAGAAGCCUAUCUUAAUGGUCACAAUGUCAAGUCGGAACUUGCAAUGGUACGACAAAACUUAGGUUACUGUCCACAGUAUGAUGCCCUUAUUGACCAGAUGACGGGUAGAGAGACAUUGUUUAUGUUUGCCAGACUCCGGGGGGUCAGGGAGGAGAAGAUACCAGCCAUUGUGGAGGGACUCAUGUCAGCCCUGCUGUUCCAAGAACAUGCUGAUAAAAUGGUCAAGGCUUACAGUGGAGGAAACAAGAGGAAGUUAAGUACUGCAUUGGCUCUAGUGGGGAAUCCCCAGGUGAUAUUUUUAGAUGAACCCACAACUGGCAUGGACCCUGUUGCUAGACGAUACCUGUGGAAUGCAUUAAUAAAAGUCAGGGAUUCUGGCAGAACAUUGAUUCUUACAUCCCAUAGUAUGGAGGAAUGUGAGGCCUUGUGCACCAGGUUAGCCAUCAUGGUCAACGGAGAAUUCCGAUGUUUGGGAAGCACCCAGUAUCUAAAGAACAAAUUUGGGGAGGGAUACACCUUACUGGCUCGCAUUGCGUUCACAGAAUCAGGGGACGCCCCAGAUCUCCAGCCAUUCAUGAACUUUGUGGAACGUAAAUUCCCAGGAAGUGAACUGAAAGACAUGCAUCAAGGCAUGGUGAAUUACCAUAUAACCAGAAAUUCAGGUCUCACUCUUGGGGCAAUUUUUGGAAUUUUAGAGAGUUCCAAAUCGGAAUUCCAUAUAGAAGAUUAUUCUGUUAGCCAAACCACCUUAGAACAAGUUUUUAUUAAUUUUGCCCGCUCUCAGGUUCCGCCAAGGGAGGUAACUCAUGGCUGCUGUAAUGGUUUGUGUUCCUGCUUCUGCCGCAAAACUCAUACACAUGACGAGUAAUUUAAGAAAAAAAAUUAAAUGAAAAGAUACAUUUUACUCUUACAAAAUCUACAAUAUUUUAAAAGACAUAUCAUUUUUUUUAAACAUUCCAUUUUUAUUCUUCUUUGUUCUCUUAUAGUGCAAUAUUUGUUGGAAAUAAUAUUUUAUGUUGGAUAUGUACUGUUUUUUUCCCUUGUUGCUUAUUAAAUAGGUACAUGUAUUAUUAUUUAAUGAUUACUGUCUACAAACUUACAAAGUAAAAGUUUCUUUUAAUUUUUUGUUAUAUAUCCUCAAAUUAUCAUCUAUAUGAUAAGGAAUAUUACAAAUGUAUACCAGAUUACAAGUAUAUGGUAAGAUUUAUCAACCUUUUUAAAAUAUAAAAUACUCCUAAUGAUUUACUCCCACUGAAUGGAGAAAAUUCAUGUACAUGUUGUACUUACCUUCAAACGUAUUUUAGAAAAGAUGAAAGAAAGUUUGUGAAAACAGUUUAAUGCAAAUUUUAUAUUUUAAAGAUUUUUAUCAAUGUUAAAAUAAUAUACAAAUUAUAUUUUAAUAAUAUUCAUAUGUUUGUAUCAGGUAUGUUCAAAACGACACUCCCAAACAUGAUUUUUAUCCUCAGGAAUACAUAAAUUAUACAUGUACAGGGUUCUACAUAUUAUAUUUAUGUAUGCAGUAAGUGAUAGCUGGACCAUGAUUUUGAGAUUUGUCCAUUGAUCAAUUUCAUUGCAAAUGUCAAGAUUCUUAAAAUUUUGCAUUUCAAUACAAGUAUUAGAUUUAUAAAGACUAAAUAAUAUCGACUGGAAUAUUUAUUUGUUUGUGAAAAUAAAAAUUUGACAUAUAUUGCAGAUUUCAAAUUAUUUUUUCCCCGUUGUUGACAAACUUUUUGUUGAACUUAACUUUUUUAUGAACUAUGAACUAGAACCUAGAGUGUUGACAAAUGACAAUUAAUAAAUGGACUGUGAUUUACACUGUGAUAUGAUGAAAAAAUAAAGUUAACUUUAUGUA
Molecule: messenger RNA, 6336 nt
Organism: Saccostrea cuccullata (small rock oyster)
Lineage: Eukaryota; Metazoa; Mollusca; Bivalvia; Ostreida; Ostreidae
Product: phospholipid-transporting ATPase ABCA3-like
Exons: 20
Coding region: 112-5352 (1746 amino acids)
Biological process (GO): transmembrane transport; lipid transport
Cellular component (GO): membrane; intracellular membrane-bounded organelle
Molecular function (GO): ATP binding; ATP hydrolysis activity; lipid carrier activity
Source: RefSeq, a predicted model, not a curated record